Molecule: messenger RNA, 1167 nt
Organism: Nematocida major
Lineage: Eukaryota; Fungi; Microsporidia
Product: diacylglycerol O-acyltransferase 1
Exons: 1
Coding region: 1-1167 (388 amino acids)
Cellular component (GO): endoplasmic reticulum membrane
Source: RefSeq, a predicted model, not a curated record
AUGAAUAGAGUGCAUAGUAAGUGUGCACACCACAAGCAUAGUAAAAUACUCGAUAGGGUGGAAGUUGGAAAAGGAGGGUGGGCGUGGAUAAUGGUUGCACUUGUGCUUAUAAAUUAUCAGGUCCACUUUAGCAGCAGGCCCCAGAGAGUUAUUGCGCUCAUGCACAGCGAUAUCCAGGAUAGCAUAAGCCCUGCAGCAAUCCUGAGCUUUCUUGGCGUGAAUAUUUUCAGGUGGGGGAUUUUAUACGGAGUAUCCGAGCACCUGGAAGCCCUCGUUAUUUACAGCGUAAUACUUGCAUGCAUUUCCUUGGAGACUGUCGUUGCCCUCUUUACUGCGAAGGGCUUUGUCGGGCUGGGGCUGCGAUAUUUAAGCAUUUGCCAGCUCAUGAAGGGGAUUUCGUACAUUCUCUCGACGCGGGAAAGUGCAAUUCUGGGGCCAGACGAUCGCAUCAUCGACAAGCCAAAUGAAGCCGUGAGCGUGUGGAGGUUUAUAGCACUGCCCACACUUUGCUACCAAAGUGCGUAUCCCAUGAGCCCAAGCAUAUCCGUAUACUCUGUCGUUAUGUAUGCGCUUAUGAUUCGGCCGUUGGCAGUGCUUUCCUACUACUGCCUGAAAGUCCGCUGCAGAAAUGCAGCAAUUUCCUUCUGGGAGGACCUGACAGUGGACAAGUACGUGAGCGUCUUUAUGUGGUGCAAUUUAGGGUGGGUUUCCGUCUUUUCCCUCGUUUUUAUAGCGGCAUACGGCCUGCAAAGCGAGCUCACGCGGUUUGGAGACAGAAACUUCUUCGGCGCGUGGUGGAAUGCAUCAGUCUCUGGAUACUGGAGAAACUGGAACUCCCUGGUGUACAAGUGGAUACGCAGGCACGUCCACAAGAACCUCAUCAAGAGAAAUAUAACGAUAAGAAGCAGUAAAUUGGUCAUAUUUAUAGUGAGUGGAGCCGUGCACGAGUAUAUUAUUGGGGAUCUCCUCAAAUGCAGGGGGCUCGGGUUCUUUGCAAUGGCUUCUCAGGUGCCUUUGGAUGCUUUCAUUCGGUUUGGCCACAGAUGGGCGCAUUUCAACCAGGAAAUAGCAGCUACAGUCGCAUUCAACCUCAUAGGAGCACCCGGCCUGGUGCUUAUCUCUGUAAUGCCGGCGAAGUUCUUCGAAAUGGGCCUAAAGUCACAAUAG